AUGGUCCUCCUAACCACCACCCCUCUAAUCCUCGAAACCAUUUCCACCCUCCCUCCCAACUCAACUUUCCACUCCCAGUACCCGUCGUCCCCAUCCACCCCAUCCACACCAGCCAACUCAAUUUCCCACAAUGCACUCAUCACUCUCUCAAAACACAGCGGCAAGACUCUAAACACCCUCCUCCGCGGAACAAGCAUCUACAAACCUCCGCCAGAGCCGAAACCCGAACCAUCAGAGGAAUACAAGGCUCUAAUGGAAAGAUUGCGCGUCGAGCAGGAACGAAAGGAAUACAAUCUGCUUAUUAAACAGCGCGAGGAACAAUCACAGCAGGCUCUGUCAGGGAAGAUCGGUGUCGAGGACGAAGAUGGUUCAGACGAUAUUUCGCCUUCACUCGUGCUGAAUAUGUCUCUCAGUGUGGCCAUGUGCGCGUGGGUCGCGUGGCAUGUCACGAGAUGGUGGCCAAAUGAUGGCAUCAGGGUACUAGUGGCUUUGGGGACUGCACUGGUUGUGGGCAUUGCGGAAGUUGCUGUUUACGCUGCGUAUUUGAGGAAGGUGGAGGAAAGCCGGCGGAAGGAACGGCGCAAAAGAGAGAAGAAAGAAGUCAUUGGCGAGUAUACCGACGAAGGUGAUGCUGUUGAUGCAUGGGGAUCACGAGGCGGAAAGGUUUCCACAGACGACACCGAAGUUGAGCAAAGUGAGAUCUGGGGUCGAGGUGUGCAUGGAGGCAUGAGAAGAAGAGUUAGGGAGAAAUGGGAAAGAGAGCAGGAGGCUCUGGUCAGCAAAGAGUGA
This is a messenger RNA of Lithohypha guttulata, 789 nucleotides long. RefSeq lists its product as uncharacterized. The transcript has a single exon. Gene Ontology annotation, cellular component: endomembrane system. The coding region runs from base 1 to 789 and encodes 262 amino acids. The record is from RefSeq and is a predicted model, not a curated record. Gene Ontology annotation, biological process: vacuolar proton-transporting V-type ATPase complex assembly. Lineage: Eukaryota; Fungi; Ascomycota; Eurotiomycetes; Chaetothyriales; Trichomeriaceae.